Filobasidium floriforme is the source of this 2472-nucleotide messenger RNA. RefSeq lists its product as uncharacterized. NCBI's taxonomy places the organism in Eukaryota, Fungi, Basidiomycota, Tremellomycetes, Filobasidiales, Filobasidiaceae. The transcript is spliced from 2 exons. The record is from RefSeq and is a predicted model, not a curated record. The coding region runs from base 1 to 2472 and encodes 823 amino acids.
AUGCCCCCACUAUCAUCGCCAUUCGGUGGCCGAGGGUCGCGAUCGUCUUUUAACCCACCUCUUCGGACCUCCUCUUCCUCCACCAGUCAAAGCAAACAACCCUCCUCGAACUCGACAUCGCAACCAGACGCACCUGCGCAGGACUCAGGGUCGCAAUCAACACAAACAUCUCAGCUCAGCACGACAAGUGGAACAGCUAGCAGUCGGUCAAGCACUUACACCCGUCAUGAUCUCCGGCGUAGCUCUGUCGCUCCUUCCCCUUCCCCUGGAUCGGCCAGCCAACCUCCGUUACGAUCUGUCGACCCGUUUCCCCAUACCAACUCUACCUCGGCUCCGAACGCAAGCAGUACACCAGCCCCGUUAGCUCGGGUUGCAGUUCCGAAGACGCCAUCGAGAAACGCCAUACCUUCCGCCCCUUAUCCCUUCAACAGCCCCUCCAGCACUACUAGUAGCCGGCCUGCGACGAAUCGAACGGUGACCAGACCUGCCGGCCUACCUGCCUAUCAGUUGCCAGCACCCGGCCAGGCUCAGCGUGAAGCAUAUCAGGACCAACAAAACUUGCGGCUCGAAGUUCAAGAUCUACGUACCCAAUUCUCCAAGCUCAACGAGACGGUCACAACGCUCGCCCAGGCCCUUGAGGCCGCACAAGCUCGAGAGAACGCGAUGGAGGAGGAGUUAACGUUCCUGCGAACUCAGGUUCUCGAGGAGGACGGACAGCUUACGAAAGGAAGGGGAAAGAAGGUGUCCGUGUCUGAUCCAGACCGUUCCCUGAUCACUACGUUCGUCCGGAGCGCGAUCGAGGUCCUGCAUGGAGGCAAGGCCUUUACCCCGUCUCCCUUUCCGAAGAGCCUAGACGACUGGCCAAGGCUGACGGCCGCCUCCGGGGAAGAGGGUGAUCCGGUCAUGCGAUGGGACUACUCGUUAGGUGCUUGGGAGGGAGUCAACAAAGAACAGACGGCCAACCUCAUCAGGGUCCUCGAGCACCAACGAAACCUUCCUCCUCUUCCAUACGGUACUCACCUCGACAGCAUCCCGCCGUACAACGGGAAUUGCGACGUCUAUGAGCGCGUCAUCAAACGGCAGUUCGCCAAAUACGCCAGUACCCUGCAGACCAAGCUGUCGAAAGAAUGGAUGUCGAGUGACGAUAGAAGCGCAUUGAUGGAUGAGAUCGGCCAAUUGGAGUUGGCCGAACGGGAUGAGGAUGACGAGGACAAGUUGGACCGACUGAAAGCAGAAUUGCUGGAAAAAGACAACUUCGCUGCGGAAACCGAGGCGAAAACGUCUACGAACCUGCGGUCAAAGCUUCGGAGUAUGGCCAACGCAAUCACGCAGAAACGGAAAGCUACACCCAAGUAUCGAGACUCGAAAUGGAAUUGCCUUGACAGCGUAUACGUGCAACCGGGCUUAUCUGUCGAGAAGGAUGAAGGCAAAUUCGUGUGGUACGAGGCCGACUGGGACGCGUUUUAUAGCGAGGAGUACCUGAAUAUUUGGAAAGAAAUCAACAAUUCCAAACCGAAAGGGAUUAGGGCGCGGGGUGCAGAUUUCACGCAACCCACCGAUGGUGCUGUUCGGCUUCCCGUGCAGCCAUAUCUGCCGUCGGACCUGGCAGGUCUCUCCCUCUCCUUACAGCGUUGGAUGAUUCAUCCAGAGAUCCUGUCCGAGCCAGAGUGGGAAGACUUCGUCAGCGCCUACGUGGUCCCCGUCGACUUCCCCACCGAUCCUGCAGACGUAUGCAAACUGACGUGGUGGAAAGACCACUCGAUGGCGUUUGCGAAAACCCCAGCCGCACCUGCUCCUGCGUCCCACACCGCGAAGAAGAGGAAGCUAGAAGACACCGACAUCAGCGAUCGCGGGCCUAGCGAUAGUCCUCUCGCCCGUGUAACGCCACUCCCACUCGCCAAUGGAAACGGAUCGACUCAGUCCAUUACCCGCACCCCUUCGGAGUCUGCUCACACUCCUGGAAGUGGGGUUGUGGUGAGCGAUCGUCCGGAGGCCGGUCGUUAUGGGCAACACGUACCUUCUUCUCCGGUCCGCGAUGAACCCCGUCUGCUCUUCCGUGGAACUCAAGGUCAGCCGGCUCAAUCUCCUUACGGUGCUCUACCCUCGGGCCCUGGUUAUACUUCCCAGCAAGGCCAGCAAUAUCAACCACCGCAAUACCAUCAACAGUCGACUUACCCUAUCAGUCAAUACCCUCCCGCCGAUUAUCACAUGGAUUCCGUCGGCCAGCGAUUUGGAAUCCCCCAGCCUACCCAUCACCCUCUUUAUGACCCCGUGCCGGGCGACUCGAGCUACCUUCCUCAAGGACGUCCCCACCAUUACGACCCCCGCUACGCUUACCAAUCUCACGAAAACGUCCAACAGGCUCGUCAUCCUGGUCAAAGACAGGAGGCCAGGAACGAUCCGGCCUCUACGACUCACGACGAGCCCACGAUCAACGAAGAAUUCAUCAACUACGACGGCACGCUGCAUUAA